Acanthoscelides obtectus is the source of this 934-nucleotide messenger RNA. NCBI's taxonomy places the organism in Eukaryota, Metazoa, Arthropoda, Insecta, Coleoptera, Chrysomelidae. The record is from the annotation of a GenBank genome assembly.
AGUUAUUAGAAUCAUUCCUUUUGACAGUAAUGACAUUUAUAAUUUUCCUAAUAUUUUUUAAACUUGUUUACAUUUUUUGAAUAAACGCUGGAUUUUUUAUUUUGCACUGUCAAAUAUAAGAAUUUUUGUGUUUUAAUGAAUGUAUCUUUGGCCAUAAACAAAGCAGCUAUAAUCUAACAAGAUGAUGUGUACAGGAACAUUUUUGAAAAUAUUUUCUCCAAAGUUCAAGCUUCCAGUACGAAGGUAUACGCCAAGGCGAGCCCUAAUGUACGUUCCUGGAGACGAUACAAAGAAAAUUAACAAAGCAACAAGUUUAGAAGUUGAUUGUAUUGCGUUAGAUUGUGAAGAUGGAGUAGCUAUUAACAGAAAGGAAGAUGCAAGGAAAACAAUCAAUCAGUUUCUUAAUGAUCUAAAACCAGAUGUUAUCAAAGGAGAUUUAGGUAUAAGGGUGAAUUCGAUUGAUACUGGUUUGUGUGAAGAAGAUCUAAGGUCUUGUUUAUCAGCUAAAAAUGUUCCAAACACUGUGUUGUUGCCAAAGGUUGAAACUACCGAAGAUUUGGAUUGGAUUUGGAAGGGCUAAGACAUCAAUGUGAACAAGGAAGAAAGAUGGGCUUUACUGGCAAACAGGUGAUACACCCGUCGCAAGUACCCGUUGUUCAAGAAGCAUUUUUGCCGAGCAGAGAUCAAAUGGAAUGGGCAGAGGGUCUUUUAAAAUCUUUUGAAGAACACCAAAAGUCUGGAAAGGGUGCCUUCACAUAUAGAGGCAGUAUGAUAGACAUGCCUACUAUGAAGCAAGCUCAAAAUGUGAUGGAACUGACAAAACUAGCCAAGUAGUGGAAUAUUGUUUUGGUUGUUAGAUAAAAUGUACAUACUCGUUGUUUUCAUAUCAAAAUGUAAUUAUUGUAAAAAUAAAUAAAUAAAUAAGUUAUACAUA